AUGAAACUAAAGGCAUUUAUCGGAAGAAGGAAUCGGAAGGAAGAGAACAAGAAGAGCUUGGGGGCUGGAAGGAUGAGUUUCAGACGCCAUCAUCCCAGUACCCUCGUUCUCCUCGGAGAGGGGGGAGCGGGGAAAAGCAGCCUGGGGAAUCUCCUCCUCGGGGAAGAGAAGCGGUUCAAGGUCACGAAGAGGAGGAACAAUCCCUCCUUGUCCACGCCCGCUUCUGCCGCCAAGGGCGGUAAGCUUAUCGCCUCCCUCCAUGCCACCCACGUCCUCCAAGCGGAGAUGUCCAAAAAGGCAGCCCCUCGAGGUCGAGGGUUCCGGGUGGUUGACACACCGUGCUUGGACGUUUUACGUGAUCGACCAUCUCAAGCUGACCGAUUUGUCAGGGAUAUGGGUGAACUUCAACGUGUCAAUGUCUUUGUUCUUGUCAUGGACUCUGUGAAUGCUCGAAUGACUCAGGGAGUGUGGGACCUGCUGAACAUGGUGAGGGGUCUGUAUGGGCUUGAGGCACUGAAUCAUCUUAUGAUUGUGUUCACUAAUUGGCCUUUGGACAGUACCUCCAUUGAGAAGCGGAGACGUAAUGGCGUUACGCGGGAAAGGCACCAGGGAGAUGUCGUUCUGCCCAUCCACUACCAGGACCGCUUAGAUAAUCUCCUCUGUGAUUGGACUGAGACAAGGGACCAUUUGGAGAGUGAACUGCAGAGGGAAUGCAGUAUCUCAUCAGACCAACGACUCAAACGUCAUGCUCAGCAGCUCCGCAUGAGAAUGGAACUGGCUGACAAGGCCAUUGAACAUGAGGUUGCGUCUGAGGGAGUGAGCAUCGAGAGUGUGAAGAGUCAGCUGGUGAAGGAAUUGGAGGAGCUGGUACGACUCCAGAUGGAGAUGGUGGAAACGAAGCUCUACCUCCAGACGGUGAAGCAGAGAUGCAGUCAAAUCUCACAGGUGAUUCACAGCAUUGCUGGUCUCCUUGGUCCAUACCAUCGCAUCACGAACAAGGCCAACAUUGCUCUUCGUCUCCUGUCUGAGGUAUCUGACUAUGCCUUGGCCGAAGAUGAAGACGAUGAAGAGAACAACAACUGAUGCCUCCCCUGAGCCUCUCAUGCUUGGUGUUUCCUGAUGAGGAUGCAUCAGAAUAAAAUUUUUGUCAGUUCCUUGUGAUAUGAAUACCCCGGCCCAGAACAUUGUCUUUCGGAGGUCCUCCCCUUCCUCACAAUCAUUCCUUGUCCAGUAUCAGAAAUUAGCCUGUGAUUCAUUUGUGUUAUUGUCCAUUCCUUGCUUCUCUCCUUUGGGUUAGUAUUGGUGAGUGCUUGGUAUGUGUGUGUUGUGUGCUUUGCAAGAGGCUUAAAAGCUUUCCAGUCACACUUUUUUUGUGCAUUCAGAGGUGUCAUAGGAUCACUUUUUUUUUUUCUUGUGCAGGUUUGGUAAUAAAGAUUAUAAUGGGCAGUUCUUUGCAUCUGCUACUCAUGCCUAAUAUGACUGUGUACUGGAUUUGGAGCAUAGGUCUGUUUUGGCCCUUACUAGAUACCUUUCAUUCUUCUCCCCCACCCUCCUAUCUUUUUCCUUGGUACCAGAAGGUUGUGAUAUCAUAUAAGAAUAUGACAUAUAUUGAGUAUAACAUAUGUUGCUUGUAGUUCAGCGCACC
This is a messenger RNA of Darwinula stevensoni, 1645 nucleotides long. The record is from the annotation of a GenBank genome assembly. Lineage: Eukaryota; Metazoa; Arthropoda; Ostracoda; Podocopida; Darwinulidae.